AUGUCUUUAAACGUUGCUCGGUUCAACAAGGAUAAUUUACUGGACGAUGCAGAUGAUGAGUUUGGAGAGAUUUUGCUAUAUUUUGCUUACGAGGAAUAUAAUCAGUUAUAUCUAAGCAACCUUGUAGAAAUUCAGCUCUUUCAGGAUAUGAAUAUGUUAUGGAAGUGUUGCACGGGCAUUGGAAACUCACGAUAUUUGUCUGUUGAAGAACAAGUGGCUAUGUUCUUAUUUGUGAUUGGCCAUAAUGAACGACAUCGUGUGGUUGCUGAACGAUUUCAGCACUCCAUCUCAACCACGUCUCAUUAUUUUAGGAAGGUUUUGAAGGCAAUAUGUCGUCUAUCCAAAGAACUAAUUACUCCACCUUCAUUUGAUGUAACUCCUCCACAAAUUCGAUUCGAUCCAAGAUACUAUCCAUUUUUUAAGAAUUGUGUUGGAGCUAUAGAUGGGACUCAUAUUUUUGCGCAUGUUCCAAUUGAUGAACAAAUACCAUAUCGAGAUCGAAAAGUGGAUACAACUCAGAACGUUAUGUGUGUAUGUUCAUUUGACAUGAAGUUCACAUACGUUGUCCCUGGAUGGGAAGGAUCAGCUAAUGAUGCACAGAUUCUUCUAGAAUGUGCCACAAACCCAGAUUAUGGAUUUCCAAUGCCGCCCCAAGGAAAAUAUUAUCUUGUUGAUUCUGGCUAUACAAACAUGCCUGGUUUUCUUUCGCCAUACCAAGGGGAAAGGUAUCAUUUGGGCCAGUACACAGAUCUUAAUCCCACAGGAAAAAAAGAGCUUUUCAAUUAUUGA
Messenger RNA from Humulus lupulus (European hop), 789 nucleotides. RefSeq names its product protein ALP1-like. The record is from RefSeq and is a predicted model, not a curated record. NCBI's taxonomy places the organism in Eukaryota, Viridiplantae, Streptophyta, Magnoliopsida, Rosales, Cannabaceae. The coding region runs from base 1 to 789 and encodes 262 amino acids. The transcript is spliced from 4 exons.